Molecule: messenger RNA, 1615 nt
Organism: Uloborus diversus
Lineage: Eukaryota; Metazoa; Arthropoda; Arachnida; Araneae; Uloboridae
Product: meteorin-like protein
Exons: 3
Coding region: 251-1372 (373 amino acids)
Molecular function (GO): hormone activity; DNA binding
Source: RefSeq, a predicted model, not a curated record
CGUGUGAGCGAAUUUGCUAUUGUACGUGUUGUUUAUGAUUUUUUUGCGUAACACGUGGAGUGAACAGAGAGAGCAUCAGAAUGCUGUGUGCCACCUUUCGUGGAUAUUAAUGUGCGUAAUUUUUUCCAAUUGAAUUCUCUUUGGAAAAUUAACUUCAUAUUUUCCUAUUUCUGAUAAAGUUGGUGCUCUGAGAAAUGCCCGUGUACCUUUGUGACUUUCCAUGGAUUUGAAUGCCUAGGUGCGAAAGGAGAUGUUACUAUUUGUGUUUUCGACUGUUUUCAUCUCCAUUAUAUUGAUUUUGAAUAACGCACGGGAAGUAUGUGGUCAUUCUUCAGAUGCCUGUGAUUGGGUUGGAAGCGGCCUCCACCAUCGUGUACCGCGUGGCGUCCAACCCCUCUACUUGCGCUGCACCAGGGGCCACAUCAAGUGGCACUAUCCUCGUGGGGCCCUUCGUGCCCUCCUGCGCCCGCGUCUCACCAAUUUCCAGGGCUGCAUCCGGGUAUCGGCGAACUCUACCGGAGCCAGGUUGUUCCUGGAGGGCGAGAAGCGGCUUUACCCACUCUACCGAGCCGAUGAUGGCAAACCUGAAGACUACCAUCGAUGCUUUACGUCCAGAAGAGGUCAGGUGGCGCUGUACAUAGAGGCCGAUCCGCCCCUUGAUAUACUCAGAAAGGACGUAGUGGAAUUCAGCUACGAUUUAGUCCCACAAGAAAACCUAGCUGAUGACAUGGAAGGUGAAGCAGUUCGAUGCAAGUGGAAGCACCUUAGAGAUAAUUUCCGCAAAGAAUUCAAAAAAUGCGCCAAAGAAGCUGAUAAAGGUACAGAUCCGGAAAAAUUUCAAUCUGGCUGGAUAUGGUACAGUAAGUUGUUCUUUCUCGGUGACCAGCUGAUAACAAGAAAAACAAACCCAUGCAAGUAUGGCAAAAUGAGAAAAUGGCCAACUGAAGAUAGUGGUGGCGAGAAUCAAGGGAUAGAUCUCACAUCAGUGAAGGAAGAAAUGCACAUUGAAGAAAACUCACAGUCCUCUUCCGUUGACACGUUGCAAAACAUACAGAUACCCGAGGUACAGUUGACGUACGACGAUGAUGAUGAUUCCAAGAAACUUAGCGAUUCAUUGGACAGUGAUUUUGACUUCAAAAGUCGAAAGCGUAAAACGUUGACCCCAGGUGCGGAUCGAUAUGAUGACACCUACCACUUCUUAAUGAGCCUCAUGAGUCCCAUCAAAAGCUUGCCCUUUGACAGACAAAUGUUUGUUCGAUGGAAGAUUCAGGAACUCUUAUUCAAUGAAACCGUAAAUUAUCAUCAAAUAAUGGAAGGCAGUGAUCGAACUGUCGAUUUAACCAUCGGAAUGAGUCAAGAUUCGAAAAGGUAGAAUCUCAUAGUACGAACAUUUUAUUUUGGUAUCGAGAGGCAAAAACUGAACAAAAAAUUUUAAACCUGCAUCUGUAAAUGCAGUCUUAAAAUCUUAUUUCCUUCUUUAUAGUCCUGCCAACCUAUGAUAUGUCUGCUGAACUAUGGGUAUUCAACUGUAUGAUAUUGUCUUUAAAAAUAAUAUUUUAACAUGUACAAAUUUGUAUUCAUGUUUAAUUUUCUGACAUAUAUUGAAUAAAAUUGU